AUGGACUUCAAAUACAAUUUUCGUCCGUUUAUCUAUAUUACUGUUAUCUUUUUGCGUUUUUCUUUGAUCCCCGGGAAACGACCAGAAGAAAUAUCCGUCGUGCUAAACGAUGCUUACUUUACAGAUAAACAGGAUUAUAUAAAAGUUCUGAACGUCCCUCCAAAAUUAACCAAAUCAAUGGUUUUGGUCACCGAAUAUAAGUGUCAUGAAGAAAGUAUGGUGGGACUACAAAUUAUUGUGGACACAUCGGCACACAUACAGAAAACUAUAUUUCGUGAUAACUGGAACUGCAUACCCGAGAAAAAAUUGAAAACGCACAACACCGUCGUCAUCUUACCGGACUAUUUUGUUUAUCGCCCUGACAUAUUUAAUCCUCAUUCGAAGCUUAUAGCGAACGUUAAACUCCGAGGCUGGCUGCAUGAUAUGAAGCAUUGGCCUUCAUAUCUUAGUCUUGAUAUGGAAUAUGAAGAGUCACAGGUUCGAGUCUCUUACAAUAUAGCCACAGACCCACCUUAUUCUCGACUCCCUAAACCAGCGAACGGUUGUGCAGUUUGGUAUUAUGAUGUGUUGUCAAACAGAUCAGUGAAACGUAUACCCAAGUGUCCCGCAGAGGCAGUUCGGGCCUAUCAUAAAAUCCCUGUAGCAGAGGAAGAUAUAGCUAAAACUACUGUAACUACACCUUUCGGCCUUUUUGUAUUCGUUCGUUUUCCAUUCGGAUUACGAAAUGCGGCCCAUGUAUUCGUAUCUAUCUAUCUAUCUAUCUAUCAUCUAUCUAUCUAUCUAUCUAUCUAUCUAUUAAAUACGAUCUAUCUAUCUAUCUAUCUAUCUAUCUAUCUAUCUCUAUCUAUCUAUCUCAGUGUUCGUAUCUAUCUAUCAUCUAUCUAUCUAUUCAUCUAUCUAUCUAUUAAAUACGAUCUAUCUAUCUAUCUAUCUAUCUAUCUAUCUAUCUAUCUAUUAAAUAAAUCUAUCUAUCUAUUAAAUAAAUCUAUCUAUCUAUCUAUCUAUCUAUCUAUCUAUCUAUCUAUCUAUCUAUCUAUUAAAUAA
Molecule: messenger RNA, 1044 nt
Organism: Acanthosepion pharaonis
Lineage: Eukaryota; Metazoa; Mollusca; Cephalopoda; Sepiida; Sepiidae
Source: the annotation of a GenBank genome assembly